AUGGUUCAGAUUAGUAAUAUCGUGUGUUCUGCCGACCUAGGCUGUACUCUCGAUUUGAGAUUGUUUACACUCCAAGCCACUAACGUACAUUACGAUGCCAAAAAACAUAAUGUGGUCAGUUGGAGGCACAGAAAAAUAGGUGGCCAUUGCUUUGUGUACGCAAAGGGGAAAUUGGUAUGCAAUGGCGGUGUGAGUUCCAAGGAAGAAGCUAGAAGGCGGAUCCGUCGCUACGCUCGAAAAAUACAACAAAUGGGUUACCAGGUGAGGCGAAAUUUUCCAAGAAACAGGGUGGUGGUUGAAGGUUUCGACAGUCAGUGGGAGGCGGAUCUCAUGGAUCUUUCGGCCCUGGCUUCUGAUAAUAGAGGAUACCGCUACGCUCUAGUGACUAUCGAUGUGUUUUCCAGAUACGUUUGCUGCAGAGCAAUAAAACAGAAAACGGCUUCUCAGGUUCUGGAGGCCUUCCGAGCCAUUCUUGGUGAAGGAAGGACACCAAAGGCACUGAGAACCGACAAAGGAAAAGAGUUUAAAAAUAAACAAUUUCAGUCCUUUUGUAAGGAAAACAACAUUCACUUCUUUACUUCCCAGAAUGAAACUAAAUGUGCCUACGUCGAGCGUGUCAUCAAGACUGUAAAAAUGAAAAUCUUUCGGCUGACUUCGAUCCAGAAAAAUUACAUCGAUCACCUGGACGAUUUGAUAAGCAGUUACAACCAUACCCGUCACCGCUCUCUCGGCACGUCACCCUCUGAUGUAUCCAAAGAAAACGAAAGUGAAGUAAGAUUACAGCAGUAUUUAAUAAGAAAAGGAAAGACCAAUAAGAGGGGAGCCUAUCGAUUCAAACCCGGAGACUUGGUACGCAUAUCUCAUCUGAAGCGCAAGUUUGAUCGCGAGUAUCAACAGAAAUUUACUGGAAAAAUAUUCAGAAUAAAAUCGCGCAGGCGGCGACAGAACAUACCCGUUUAUACUUUAGAAGACUGGGAUAAAGAGCCCAUCGAGGGUACAUUUUACAACUCGGAAUUGCAAAGAGUCCUCGUAGACAAGAACACGUCAUUCAGAAUAGAGAAGAUUCUCAAACGAAAAAAAGGACAGGUGCUGGUGAGGUGGCUGUUUUACUCUCCAAAAUUUGAUUCCUUGAUUAAAGCCUCGGAAGUCAAGAAUUACCUCUGA
This is a messenger RNA of Saccostrea echinata, 1164 nucleotides long. RefSeq lists its product as uncharacterized. NCBI's taxonomy places the organism in Eukaryota, Metazoa, Mollusca, Bivalvia, Ostreida, Ostreidae. Gene Ontology annotation, biological process: DNA integration; DNA-templated transcription initiation. The coding region runs from base 1 to 1164 and encodes 387 amino acids. The transcript is spliced from 2 exons. Gene Ontology annotation, molecular function: DNA binding. The record is from RefSeq and is a predicted model, not a curated record.